AUGGUAAGUGAAACCACUGAGCAAAUAAAGAGAAUCCGAAGUCGAAUGCUUGAAGCUCAAAGCCAUCAUAAGAACUAUGCUGACCGAAGACGGAAGCCUUUAGAAUUUGGGGAAGGAGAACACGUUUUCUUGAAGAGAAUUGGACCAGUGGCGUAUAGGAUUACGUUACCACCACAUCUUUCGAAUCUGCAUGAUGUAUUCCACGUAUCACAGCUUCGUAAAUACACUUUUGAUCCUAGUCAUGUCCUAGAGCCGGAAUCAGUCCAAGUGAGAGAAGAUCUGACGCUUCCAAUAACUCCGGUUAGGAUUGAUGCAUGA
This is a messenger RNA of Arachis duranensis, 318 nucleotides long. RefSeq lists its product as uncharacterized. The record is from RefSeq and is a predicted model, not a curated record. NCBI's taxonomy places the organism in Eukaryota, Viridiplantae, Streptophyta, Magnoliopsida, Fabales, Fabaceae. The transcript is spliced from 2 exons. Bases 1 to 318 code for a protein of 105 amino acids.